Messenger RNA from Ascoidea rubescens DSM 1968, 1059 nucleotides. RefSeq lists its product as uncharacterized. The record is from RefSeq and is a predicted model, not a curated record. Bases 1 to 1059 code for a protein of 352 amino acids. The transcript has a single exon. NCBI's taxonomy places the organism in Eukaryota, Fungi, Ascomycota, Saccharomycetes, Ascoideales, Ascoideaceae.
AUGAGCAGCGAUGGCAUAUCAGCAAUAGACCAAGAACUAAGCGAGCUUUCUUUGGGCGACAUAAACAGUUAUCUUUUUGAUGUUUUGGAUGGCACUGACGAGUAUCCCAAGCCCCAGAAAAUAUCCAAGGAAUCUUUUGAUACUGGUCUCAAAGAUUUAAUCACCAACUCAAAAAUCUCCAUUAAAGAACUUGAUUCUAAUGAUAAUUUUGAUAUUGAUGAAUUUUUGUAUAAAAAUUCUCGUUUCUAUUUCUUGAAUGAUUUAUCCAAGGAUCUCGAUGGAUUGAUCAAAGAUCUCGACAAUGACUUGAUACUAUUGAUCAACGACGAGCUAUAUGAUGAUGUUAUAAAAUUAACAACUUCAAUAAAUAAGAAUAAAAAUUUUGAGGAUUUGAUAAGUAACUUGAAGGUAUCUUUGAUUGAUUACAUUAAAUUUUUGAAUAAGAAUUUAAUUGACUACCAAUCCACAAGCAACAUAAUAAACGUUAAUUUAUACUAUAAAAAGAAAUUUUUCAAAGUCAACAAAUUUAUUGAAAAGUCAAUAUUGCUAUUUGAUUUGGUUGAUGUUUUUGAAAAAAAAAUGAAUAAUUUUAGCGACAACAUUGAGCAAAUAAAAGAAUUGACAUCUUUUUAUUUCUCAAUUCAUCAAUUAAUCAAUUCCUUGUCCUUUAUAGAAGACAUAAAAGAAACUGACAGACCAGAAAAUAAAAAUUGUGACGAGGUUUUGACCUUAUCUUCAUUAAAAUCCUUUGAUGUUCACAACAACAUAACAUAUUUAAAUAACAUAACGUUAAAUGAUUUGUUAAUAGCAGAUGCAGAUUCCAACGACGAUACACAAAAAACUGAAACCAAAAAUACAUUGAACAAUGAAUCGUUUAAAUUUUUAAAACAACUAUUCAAAAAAGUAAAUGUUUUGAGAUUUGAGUAUAUAGCUCUACUAAAUGAACAUUUGGACAAGAUAAAGGAUAUCAAAACAAAAUCAGUUGAGUUGCAUGAUUUAAUGGGGAUAUAUGAAAUAAUAGGGAAAAAUAAAGAAUUUUUGAAAAAGCUUCAUGAAUAG